Oldenlandia corymbosa var. corymbosa is the source of this 642-nucleotide messenger RNA. Lineage: Eukaryota; Viridiplantae; Streptophyta; Magnoliopsida; Gentianales; Rubiaceae. The record is from the annotation of a GenBank genome assembly.
AUGCAAAAGAUGUUUCAGAAUGCAGCAGAAGAAAAUGUUAGAAGCAUAAAAGCAUAUGUUACUGAACUUAAAGAGCGUGUCGCCAAGCUCCAAUACCAAAAGCAGCUGCUUGUGUGUCAGCUGGAAGCAAAUGAAGCAGCAGGAUAUGAAAUUGAAAAUGUGGAGGACCUUCCCCCAAUCCAGCAGGACUCCCUGCAUCUUGAUAUACAUGAAAGUGGAACUCUCCGGCGUUUGACUUGGCUACAACAACACCUAGCAGAGAUUGGAAAUGCAAGCCCUGCUCCUCGUGUUGGAAAUGAUCCUUCAGUCUCCUUGUCAAACAGAGAAUUGAAGAGGGAAAGGGAGUUCCUUGCAAAGAGGUUGAAGCGUUUGUCGGAGGAAGAAAGGGAAGCGUUAUACAUUAAAUGGGAAGUUCCAUUAGACGGACAGCAGAGAAGAAUUCAGUUCAUCAACAAAUUGUGGAGAAAUCCACACGACGAAAAGCAUGUUCAUGAAAGCGCCGACAUAGUUGCUAGGCUUGUGGGAUUAUGUGAGAGUGGAAAGAUAUCAAAAGAAAUGUUUGAACUCAAUUUCGUGCUUCCAUCUAACAAGAAUCCGUGGAUGGUGGGAUGGAACCAAAUCACAGAUCUCCUUCAUCUGUGA